Messenger RNA from Closterium sp. Naga37s-1, 2148 nucleotides. NCBI's taxonomy places the organism in Eukaryota, Viridiplantae, Streptophyta, Zygnematophyceae, Desmidiales, Closteriaceae. The record is from the annotation of a GenBank genome assembly.
AUGGUCCUGUGGACCGGUUGGACCAACCGGCCAGUUGGUCCUGUGGACCGGUUGGACCAACCGGCCUGUUGGUCCUGUGGACUGGUUGAACCAACCGGCCUGUUGGUCCUGUGGACCGGUUGGACCAACCGGCCUGUUGGUCCUGUGGACCGGUUGGACCAACCGGCCUGUUGGUCCUAUGGACCGGUUGGACCAACCGGCCUGUUGGCCCUGUGGACCGGUUGGACCAACUGGCCUGUUGGUCUUAUGGACCGGUUGGACCAACCGGCCAGGUGGUCCUAUGGACCAGUUGGACCAACGGGCCUGUUGGUCCUGUGGACCGGUAGGACCAACCGGCAUGUUGGUCCUGUGGACCCGUUGGACCAACCGGCGUGUUGGUCCUUUGGACCCGUUGGACCAACGGGCCAGUUGGUCCUGUGGACCAGUUGGACCAGUAGGCCUGUUGGUCCUUUGGACGGGUUGGACCAACCGGCCAGUUGGUCCUGUGGACCGGUUGGACCAACCGGCCAGUUGGUCCUGUGGACCGUUGGUCCUGUGGACCGGUUGGACGAACCGGCCAGUUGGUCCUGUGGACCGGUUGGACGAACCGGCCUGUUGGUCCUGUGGACCGGUUGGACCUACCGGCCUGUUGGUCGUGUGGACCGGUUGGACCAACCGGCUUGUUGGUCCUAUGGACCGGUUGGACCAACCGGCCUGUUGGUCCUGUGGACCGGUUGGACCAACCGACCUUUUGGUCCUGUGGACCGGUUGGACCAACCGGCCUGUUGGUCCUGUGGACCCGGUUGGACCAACCGGCCUGUUGGUCCUGUGGACCGGUUGGACCAGCCGGCCUGUUGGUCCUGUGGACCGGUUGGACCACCCGGCCAGUUGGUCCUGUGGACCGGUUGGACCAACCGGCCUGUUGGUCCUGUGGACCGGUUGGACCAACGGCCUGUUCGUCCUGUGGACCGGUUGGACCAACCGGCCUGUUGGUUCUGUGGACCGGUUGGACCAACCGGCCUGUUGGUCCUGUGGACCGGUUGGACCAACCGGCCUGUUGGUCCUGUGGACCGGUUUGGACCAACCGACCUUUUGGUCCUGUGGACCGGUUGGACCAACCGGCCUGUUGGUCCUGUGGACCGGUUGGACCAACCGGCCUGUUGGUCCUGUGGACCGGUUGGACCAGCCGGGCCUGUUGGUCCUGUGGACCGGUUGGACCACCCGGCCAGUUGGUCAUGUGGACCGGUUGGACCAACCGGCCUGUUGGUUCUGUGGACCGGUUGGACCAACCGGCCAGUUGGUCCUGUGGACCGGUUGGACCAACUGACCUGUUGGUCCUGUGGACCGGUUGGACCAACCGGCCAGUUGGUCCUGUGGACCGGUUGGACCAACCGGCCUGUUGGUCCUGUGGACCGGUUGGACCAACCGGCCUGUUGGUCCUGUGGACCGGUUGGACCAACUGACCUGUUGGUCCUGUGGACCGGUUGGACCAACCGGCCAGUUGGUCCUGUGGACCGGUUGGACCAACCGGCCUGUUGGUCAUGUGGACCGGUUGGACCAACCGGCCUGUUGGUCCUGUGGACCGGUUGGACCAACCGGCCAGUUGGUCCUUUACACCGGUUGGACCAACCGGUCUGUUGGUCCUAUGGACCGGUUGGACCAACCGGCCUGUUGGUCCUGUGGACCGGUUGGACCAACCGGCCUGUUGGUCCCGUGGACCGGUUGGACCAACCGGCCUGUUGGUCCUGUGGACCGGUUGGACCAACCGGCCUGUUGGUCCUGUGGACCGGUUGGACCAACCGGCCUGUUGGUCCUGUGGACCGGUUGGACCAACCGGCCAGUUGGUCCCGUGGACCGGUUGGGACCAACGGGCCUGUUGGUCCUGUGGACCGGUUGGACCAACCGGCCUGUUGGUCCUGUGGACCCGUAGGACCAACCGGCCUGUUGGUCCUUUGGACCCGUUGGACCAACGGGCCUGUUGGUCCUGUGGACCGGUUGGACCAACCGGCCUGUUGGUCCUUUGGACCCGCUGGACCAACCGGCCUGUUGGUCCUUUGGACCCGUUGGACCAACCGGCCUGUUGGUCCUGUGGACCGGUUGGACCAACCGGUCUGUUGGUCCUGUGGACCGGUUGGACCAACUGGCUUGUUGGUCGUGUGGACCGGUUAG